AUGGAGCUCUCGGACCGCUUCGACGCGUGGCUCCAGGACCUCGACGUGCCCGCGUCCGAGGGGAAGCUCGCGCGGCUGGACCGGGAGAACCGGCGGAUCCGGCGCGGGCGGCCGGCGAAGAAGAAGCCGUCGGCCCUGCGGGCCCAGGCGCUCUACGCCAAGGGGCUCGCGAAGCCCUUCGCGCACAACGUCGCGCCGCUGACGGGCCUGCGGUCGGCGACGGCGCCGGACGUGGGCACGCUCGGCGCGCACCCGUCGGCGCCGCGGCUCCUGCCGAAGCGGAAGAGGAACGCGCGGCUGCCCGAGCUCGAGGGCGCGGGGGCGCGGCCGCCGGGCGGCAGCACGCUGCCCGCGCGGAGCUUCCCCCUCGGCGGCCCGACGGGCGCCGACGCCUGCGCGCGGCUCCAGCGCCAGCUGGCCGAGGCCGCGAGCAUGGAGCACUCGGGCGACCCGCACCUCGGCCCGGGCUACGCCGUCUGGGGCCUCGUGCCCGACGGCGUCGCCGCGCGCGCGCCGCCGACGCUCGCCGUCGUGUGCAACCCGCCGACGCUCGUCUGGCGCGACGGCCGCGAGCGGGCCGGCGGGCCGUCGCUCGUCGCGCGGAGCUGGGCCUGGGGCGCGGACGCGGACGGCCACCGGGGCUGGCUCGGCCUCGGCGACGACGAGAAACGGGCCAUCGAGCAGCGCCUGCUCGGGGCGCGGCUCGCGGCGCCGCGGAGUUUGGGCGACGAGGAGGCCGACGAGGACGGGCGCCGCCGGAGCGCGGCGCGGCGCGGGCUCCACCGGCGGCCGCUCGUGGGACUCGACGGCGCGCCGGUCGUCGUCCUCAAGUUCGCCGACGGCGGCGCGAACGGCUCCGUGGGCAUGGAGGCGCGCGCCGCCGGCGACCGCGUCGAGGCCGAGGCGCACCCCGCGACCUUCGACGGCCACCGGCGCCGCGGCUCGACGACGGGCCACGCGUGCGCGUUCUACCGGAGCCCGCUCGCCGCGCGCUGCGCCCUCAAGGCGCUCUUCGACGUCGAGCCCCACGGCGACGACGCCCGGGGCAAGUACGGCGUCGCGCUCCAGGCCUACGUGAAGCCCAAGGGCCCGUCCGCGUGGAUGGUCCGCGCCGUCGUCGACGCGGGCGGCGGCGGCGGCGGCGCGCCGGGCCCCGGGCCCUGGCGCCGGGGCGACGGCUCGAAGCACCGCGGCGCCCAGCCCUACUGCUGGGUCUUCUCCGACGGCGACCCCGUGGCGACGGACUCCGCGCGCGCGACGCGGCCCGAGGCGCCGGCCGCGGCGGCCGCGCCGCCGCGGUGCUCCAUCGUCAGGUCCGUGCCGACGGCCGCGUCCUGGCGCGGGCCCAAGGCCGCCGCCGCCGCCGCGCUCCAGGGCGUCAAUGGUCUCCUGCCGCCGUCGCUGUGCCUGCGGAGCCUCGCGGCGGACUUCGUGCAGGACGAGGACGGCCGCUGGUGGAUGCUCCAGAUCAAGGCCGCGCGGCCGCGGCGCGACGGCGCGGAUUUGGGCGACGCCUGGCGCGCGGGCAAAGUGCCGGGCGCCGUCGCGGUCGUGCCGGAGCGCGCGUCGCCGGCGCGCGCGCCGGCGGACGACCACCUGCUCCGCGACAACCAGAGCCUCCACCGCUACGAGGAGACGUGCGAGGCCGAGCUCGCGACGAUCGCCGCGGCGGGCGCGACGAGCGACCGGCCCUGCGCGGGCCAGUACUGCGACCUGCCCGUGCCCAAGGCGCACCGCCACGUCUACGGCGACACGCUCCACCAGGGCGCGCGGUUCUCGGUGCCCCGCAAGGUCGUCUUCGACAAGCCGCGCGCCGACGACGCGACCGCGCCGCCGCCGGACGCGUCCGUGACGCGGCUCAUCACCAUGACGCGGCGCGAGCGCCUCAGCCUCUACGACACGAUCCACGUCUGCGCGUGCUGCCACUUCCAGUACGUCGGGCCCCCGCGCGCGCUCAACGUGCCGAGACCCGCGGACCCCGCGGCCAUCGGCGCCGCGGUCGACGGCAUCGUCGACGCCGCGCGGGACCGGGACCCGGCCGAGCGGCCCGACGACCCGCCGCCGCCGGCCUUCGCCGUGCCGCCGGCCCUGGCCGACGACGACGACGACGACGGCGACGACGGCGGCGCGGCGAAGGACGCGGAGAUCGCGGAGCUCCGCGCGGAGAUCUCGGCGCUCCGCGGCGCGCUGCCCCGCGAGCCGACGCCGCGGGCGCCGACGCCGCCGCCGACGCCGCCGCCGCCGAACGCGGCGGCGACGCUCCUCGCGGCCAUGGACGACAUCGACGCCAUCCACAGCCAGGCGACCGCGACGAUGGAGACGGCCAUGGAGCACCACUUCCGGAACGCCGCGUCGUUCCUCGACGACCUCGACGCGACGAUGGCGACGGCCCUCCGCGACGGCUACGGCGCGGCGCCGCCAAACGACGACUACGCCGACGACGACUUCGAGGCGCCGGGCCCUCGACAGCGCGGGCUGCCGCUGGCCGGCGGCGCGGUGCCGCCGGAGCCCGCCGCCAUGUCGAGCCGCACGGCGCUGAUGGUGCAGCCCCGGAACGGCACGUGGCUCGCGGGCCCCGGCGGGGGCACGGUGCGCGCGACGAGCCCCGCGACGCUGCACCGGCCGGCGAGCCAGACGGGCCGCGGCGGGCCGCGGCGCAGCAACCGCUUCGAGGGCGGCCAGUGGAAGAGCAUCUCGAGCGAGGUGAGCAUCGCGAGCCGCGAGCCGCACCCGCGGCCGAGCUCGCCGAGCUCCUGGGCCGAGGCCUGGGGCAGCAACGUCGCGACGAGCCCCGUCGAGCGCGGGCGGCAGCACUCGCUCGCGGCGCGGCCGACGACGUCCGGGGGCCGCUGCGGCGUCGACAUGGGCCCGCCGAAGCCCCGGCCACUGACGUCCAGCGGCCGGUCGCGGCGCGGCGGCGGCCAGGCCGCCGCGUGCCUCGGGAGCGGCGGCCACAGCGUCUUCGACGACGCGUCCGUCGGGUCGCUGCACUCGACGCUGUCGAAGCUGUCCAUGCCGACCUUCAAGGUCCACCCCGGCGACCAGCACUCCCACCAGAACCGGUGCCAGACCGAGUUCUUCUCCAACCUGGCCUACGGGCGGCCGCCGACGGUGCAGCCCAAGGCCGCGAGCAACGCGGGCAUCCGCAACGCGGACCACUACUGGCGCGUCGUCAAGGACGCGCCGGGCCACGACAACUGGAAGCUCUACAGCCCGUCGAAGACGAACGCGCGCGGCGCGCGCUACUCGACGCCCCAGUCGAACACGGUCCGCGAGGUCUACGGCCGCAAGGCCAAGGCGCCGCUCCUCUUCGCCCGGGCGUCCUCGCCGUCGGGGGGGCGCCCGCGGAGCCCCUUCAACUUCACGGCGACGGGCUACGCGAAAAGCCCGCCCGGCUCGCGGCCCCGGAGCCCCUACUUCUAG
Messenger RNA from Aureococcus anophagefferens, 3423 nucleotides. RefSeq lists its product as hypothetical. The coding region runs from base 1 to 3423 and encodes 1140 amino acids. The transcript has 2 exons. The record is from RefSeq and is a predicted model, not a curated record. NCBI's taxonomy places the organism in Eukaryota, Pelagophyceae, Pelagomonadales, Pelagomonadaceae.